Molecule: messenger RNA, 2926 nt
Organism: Cydia fagiglandana
Lineage: Eukaryota; Metazoa; Arthropoda; Insecta; Lepidoptera; Tortricidae
Product: IQ and ubiquitin-like domain-containing protein
Exons: 5
Coding region: 103-2604 (833 amino acids)
Biological process (GO): cilium assembly
Cellular component (GO): motile cilium; acrosomal vesicle
Source: RefSeq, a predicted model, not a curated record
AAGCCGUCAUAGCAACGGGAUUAUAGUUUUAGCAUUAGCAUAAUAUACAUAGAUUGUUGAUUAUUUUACAUUUCUUAGAACUAAAUAUUUAUCACCAAUAAGAUGGAAUUGAGGAGGAAUGUGGAUAUUUCUCCAAAUUCGGACUGUUUGAAAGGUGUUGUGGCGUGUCAGUGCGAGUUGGGUCGAGAGAAGUUACUCACAGCUCCUCCCUAUAGAUUUGCUUAUAAAAAAAGUGACGACAAAUCGCGUGUAUCAACAGCCCCCUGUGCCAGGCAGCUCGAGCUCUUCAAAUGCCCCACCAGCCAGAUACUCGUCACAUUCAAGUCUCCCUUUCACCUCAACGAAUCUUUCAGCAAGGUUUUCCCAGCGAGCACUCAAGUUAAAUUUGUCAAACGCAAAUUAGCCAAGUUACUUUCCGUGUCAAAUAACAAUCUCAUAUUAACCAAAAACAGAAAUGUACUGAAUGACAGCAGCCCAUUGUCCGACUUAAGGACUGACGCUCUUGGAAAUUUAGUUAUUGAUGUAUUCACAAAAGACUCGGAGGAAUUCCAUCUCUCAUCUAUUCCGGUGGAGUACUACGUCUAUGAUCUCUUGCAAGCAGUUGCCCCAAAAAAGCGAAUGAUACCGUUCAUUGCCAUUAAAUUUAGAGUGCGGAAUCAAAAUGGAAUAUUUACACGAUCGUACCAUUCUAUAAUGAAAGUUCAUGAAGUCAAGAAGAAUCUGGCGGGGCUAUUUCAAACCGAUCCGGAUAACUUGGUACUGUUGAGGGGGGAAAAUCCCCUUGCAGACCGCAUGGCUCUUUUAGACCUAGACUUUGAUAAAUACGGGAUUGUGGAAGUAGAGUUACUUACGAAAAAUAAAGAGGUGUUAAAUUUAGAUAAACUAUACAAAGAAAUGCCGGUCAACGAUAUUUUAUCAGUCAAUGUGCGAUUUGGUAACACUGUAAAGGCAAUCAACGUUGAAAUAUUUUCUUUACCAAUGAAAAAGCCUUAUUUGGGCGGAUAUAAAAAUAUACAUACAGGACAAAUUUAUCAUCAUGCCUACACGCAGACACCGCAAAAACCUGAAAAGCUACCGCCGGAAAAGAAGAAUUGUCGAGAUACACAAACAGCAGAGGAAAAGGAAAAGAUUUAUGACACUAGCUACAGCCGAACAACACAAAUGAACUCAACCCAAGCAUACAUACCGAACGUCACAGACAGAAUCGUGGUGCCGCAGCAUUAUGAGACCUACGAGGAAAUGAAGACGCGCCUGAACCAUGACCAUUACGCCUCCAUCAUCCAGCGGGCUUUCAGGCAUCAUCAGUUUAGGCAGAAGGUGGAACGGUGGCUGAAAGUAUGCAUGGAAAGAAUAGCUCGCAUGAAGGAGGAAGAUCGUUUGGAGCAAGAAGCAAUGGAGAGGCGUUUGCGCCGCGACCUUAUCACCAAGACCUUCCCUAAAACGAGAGAAGACUUCGAUCAACUUUACGCAAUGGUUGACAGAUGGAAACACGCUGAGAUAUCCAGAAUUUCACAACUGCAUUCAAAAGGACCAAAAAUUGCCGAAUUUACACUAUUACUGGAUAAAGAAGUCGAGCUGCUUCGAUGCAUCGAGUCCUAUCGAGUCAAAAUGAAAGAAGACAGCCGAAAGAUCAAAGAGCAGCAGUUUUUAGAAGAAAUAUCCAAACCUAUAGCAUGGUUCGGUAAGGACGACAAGCUUAUAACAAUGGAGACUGUAGAAAUACAAAGGGCUAGAAAACUAAAGGAACUUUACAAUUGCUUUCUACGUGAAGAUAUGGAAAUAAAAGAACGCUUGGAGCUUCUCGUGGAUAUGAAGUAUGCUUUGACUGAGUUUCGCCAUCCUCUGGCCGAAGAAAUCAUCACAUUACUGGACAGAGAAUGCGACCUCGUCGUUAGAAGGUGCGAAGACCAACAGCUCGACUUUCUGAGAAGAAGAAUCGCAGCUAGCGUGUUACAAUUUAUCAAAACAUCUGAGCUGAAUUCUGGGGUGACAAAAUGCAAGGACAUCAGAGAUUACAGGAAGAUGGAAAACACUCGACUACACUACUGCGAGAUGUGCAAUAAAGUGAAACCUUAUUCCGACUUCCCUCUAGACGCAAGAAUGAGUUGGUUCCUGACUUGCAAGUCGUGUUCAUGGAAGGACGCAAACGAGAACCUGUGGAUCGACAUGACGCCGUACAAUUUCAUACUGAGAGCCGUGCAGCGCGACGAGCGGCGCCGCAAGUGCUGGGGCUCGUUGGCGUUCGUUCUUCACGAGAAAGAUAUCUUCUUCAUAGUGGAGAAACUCUGGCAUUCGCAUUCCGCGAUCAGCGAAUGCAGAGACGUGACAGAGUUGAGGCUGUGCCGGUGGAACGUGCACGAGGACUGGUCGCCGUGGAACUGCUUCCUGGUAACAGUGGCAGAGAUGAAGGCGCACCUGCGGCUGGAGCGACCGGAGGAGGUGUACGACGAGGAGCUGGUGCAGAAGGUCGCGAACAAGCACAAGCUGGCGAAGGCCAACUUCAAGCAGAUGACCACCGUCAAUAAGCGCUACACGGAAACGGGCACGUGGCAGGGCGUGCGGGCGCCGGCGGUCGCUCGUGUGCCCGCGGUAGAACCGCUUUAACCUUUUGAAUGACGCAAAGCACGUAGGCUGUCGCGCCGCAGCGUAACGCGUAACGGGCGAUUAUAGGUUGUCAGAAAGUGUAAUGCACAGCAAAGUAGUGGCACGUAGCGUUAAGCCAUGCAUCGACUAGGCGACAAGUGUUCCACGGCAUUGCGCGAUAUCUGCAAAGUUAGAAGUUAAGGGACUGCUUGGCUUGUCUGACAUAUGUUGCCUAGUGAAGCCCAGGCCUAACAGGGUAGGUAAGCAUCCACCAGAGCUGAACGCAGUUGCAGUUUAAAGAUGCAUUCUCAAUGAAGUACGCAACAAAGUGAGAAUAAACGUC